UACUGAAGGGACGUGGCAAAAGCGUUCUACACAACACCCGCCCGCUCAAAAGUCUCUCUCUCUUCCCCCGGAAAAUUCUCGGAGAAAACAUCAAGCACAUAGAACAGCUGCAGAGAAUCGCAAAAAAAAAAUGUCGAUUAUUGCGUGCGAUACUUACUAUGAAGAUACCCCAACACUCGAUGAAGUGAAGAAUGAAAUAUCUGGUAUUGUGGGGUUGAGAGAGAUAAAGGAUCAGUUGGCGGCGAUUGUGGAGAAGAUAAUUGCUGCGGAGAAGGACGCUGCUAAUGGAUUUAGGGUUGUGCCCCCAAAACCCUUUCAUAUGGUGUUCUUAGGGAAUAAUGGAACUGGCAAGUCAACGGUAGCUAGAAUUCUCGGUAAACUGUUUUACUUGGCUGGAGUUUUAUCUUCUUACACUGUGACUGAAAUGCAAGGGAAUCGAAAGAUAAAAGAUGCAGAAGGGGGUGUGCUCCUCGUAAACAUAGACGAUGAAGAGCCUGUCAACUCGAAAACAAUAGAGGAAAUCAUAGAUGUAAUGGAUAAACGCGAAUCUUCAGUUAUACUUGCUGGAAGUUACAAGGGUUUAAAUCAAUACAUAAAGUUCAACCACGAGCUGUACGGAAGAUUCUCAGCAAGAUUACAAUUUGACGACUUGAACUGCGAAGACCUCGCUAUUAUUCUUCAGAACAAGGCAAGUCAUAAAGGGGAUCACGAUUUGUUGUGCGGCUUUGAUUUGGAUGCUUCGUUCGGAACCGUCGAUAUCGCACGGAUGAUUGCCCAUUAUACCCCUGCAAAUCUACGGUCCAUGAUGAAUGCACAUGUUCUCGAUCAAAUGCUGAUCGAGGCGAAGAAAGUGGCAAGCGACAGGCCAGGUGAAAAGACAAUUUCUUUGAGUGACUUGAGAUUAGGUAUACAGAAUGGGGCACAAAUCUAUACUAAGUUACUGAACUUAUAAUAUAUAUAUAUAUAUAUAUAUAUAUUAUUUCUAAUCUGGAAAUUGGUUAUGGAAAUCCAUUGUUGUUAAAUCCAUACAGUUUUAUUCAAUGAUUCAUGGUGAGUUUUCAUUGGAUGUAGAUUGAUAACUUAGGACGGUUAUGGUUUGUUUUUAUGCUUGCUACACUCGAUAUUGUUAUCGGGUUAUAUAUAUAUAUAUAUAUAUAUUCUAUUCGUGUAUACAUAUAUAUUAUAUUAACAUGUAUAUAGUAAUUGUUUGUAAAUUA
This is a messenger RNA of Erythranthe guttata (spotted monkey flower), 1217 nucleotides long. RefSeq lists its product as uncharacterized. Gene Ontology annotation, molecular function: ATP hydrolysis activity; ATP binding. The record is from RefSeq and is a predicted model, not a curated record. Lineage: Eukaryota; Viridiplantae; Streptophyta; Magnoliopsida; Lamiales; Phrymaceae.